Messenger RNA from Anopheles cruzii, 4839 nucleotides. Its product is annotated as phosphoinositide 3-kinase regulatory subunit 4-like. The record is from RefSeq and is a predicted model, not a curated record. Lineage: Eukaryota; Metazoa; Arthropoda; Insecta; Diptera; Culicidae. Gene Ontology annotation, biological process: autophagy of peroxisome; protein phosphorylation; late endosome to vacuole transport. Gene Ontology annotation, cellular component: phosphatidylinositol 3-kinase complex, class III, type I; nucleus-vacuole junction; late endosome. Bases 98 to 4807 code for a protein of 1569 amino acids. Gene Ontology annotation, molecular function: protein serine/threonine kinase activity; ATP binding; protein binding. The transcript is spliced from 4 exons.
AAUCCGCGGACGUUAAACAGCGUAUUUUCAACACAGACCAAUACAUCAUUGUAGUGUACCCCUCCGGAGCUCCGCGUCCGGUGCCGUUACCGACACGAUGGGCAAUCAGCUGGUGGCGUUGGCCCCGUCCCAGAUCUUCCCGGUAGAGCACUACCUAACUGGAACCUGCGAACUCGAGCUGCAGUUCGAGAAGAGUAUGGGCAGUACGCGUUUUAUGAAGGUGGCUAAGGUGAAAGUCGAUGAAGGACCGGUCGUGGUAAAGGUGUUUGUACGGCACGAUCCCUCGCUGCCUCUCGAACAGCACCUGGAGCGGAUAGAAUACAUCAAAAAGCAUCUCGCCAACGCGGUCAACUGUCUGCCGUUCCAGAAGGUGUUGACAAUGGAGAAAUCGUGCCUGAUACUGCGCGAGUUCGUGAAACACAGUUUGUACGAUCGUGUCUCGACGCGACCCUUCCUCACGCUGAUCGAGAAGAAGUGGAUCACCUUCCAGAUCCUGUGCGCGCUGCAUCAGUGCCACAAGCAGCACAUCUGCCACGGGGACAUCAAACUGGAGAACAUACUGAUCACCUCGUGGAACUGGGUACUGCUGUCGGACUUUGCCUCGUUCAAGCCCACCUACCUGCCGGAGGACAAUCCGGCCGACUACAGUUACUUCUUCGACACGAGCCGGCGCCGCACGUGCUACAUCGCUCCGGAGCGGUUCGUACUAGCGGGCAGCGGCCCGGAAACGGUCCACCCGAAGGACGGUCCGCUCGUUGGCGACGGGCAGUCAUACUGCGGUGGCCAGUUGCUGCCCGAAAUGGAUAUCUUCUCGGCCGGGUGCGCCCUGCUCGAGCUGUGGACCGAGGGUACGGCACCGUUCGAGUUUUCCCAGCUGCUUGCGUACCGGCGCGGCGAGGAGGACCUGGUACACCGGCACCUGGCUGGCAUCGAGAACGGGCGGCUGCGAGAACUGAUCCGCUCGAUGCUGUGUCGGGAGGCGGCCGGUCGAAAGUCGGCCGAACUCUACCUCGACCAAGAACGGGGCCACCUCUUUCCCGUGUACUUCUACGCCUUUCUGCAGUCGUACCUGCAGAUGUUCUCCACCGUGCCGGUGGUACCGCCGGACGAGAAGAUUGCUCGGCUGCACGCUGACAUUAGGCAGAUUGUGCAAAUCCUGACCGGUGGCACCCGACAAUUCACCACCACCAGUGACAGCGCCCUGGACCCUGGUGCGUGCGGUGACGGACCCCCCAACAAGGAAGGUCCCGAAGAUGGGCACGAUAAUGAUGGGCUCAUCCUGAUCACAAGCGUCGUGACCGCGUGCAUCCGUGGGCUGUGCUACUGCAAAUCGAAACUGCUGGCCCUACAGAUACUGCAGACACUCGCCGAGAACACCACCUCCGAAACGAUCCUUGACCGCAUCCUGCCGUACAUCCUCAACCUAGCCCAGGACGCCGAGCCGCGCGUCCGUGUGUCAGCCCUAAACACGCUGACUGCCUGUCUGCAGCUCGUGCGGCACCUGCCACGCAGCGACGCUAACGUAUUCCCCGAGUACAUUCUGCCGGCGAUUGCGCCACUCGCCACCGACAGCUCAACUUACGUGCGUAUGACGUACGCGAAAAAUAUCGCCACCCUCGCCGAGACGGCGGUCGGUUUUCUCGAGCAGUCGCAGCAGAUGUGCGAACUGGAAAACGUACCGCCGCCGCACUACGAAACCGAGCUGAGCGCACUGCACGAGAUGCUCCACCAGACGGUGCUCGCGCUGCUCACCGAUCCGCAGUCGACGGUAAAGCAAACGCUCAUGGAGUCGGGCAUCACCAAGCUGUGCGUAUUUUUCGGCCGCCAGAAAGCGAACGACGUCAUUCUAUCGCACAUGAUCACCUUUCUCAACGACAAGGAAGACCGCAACCUGCGGGGUGCCUUCUUCGGGUGCAUCGUCGGUGUGGCGUCGUUCGUCGGGCACCACUGCUCGCCGAUGCUCGUACCGCUGCUGCAGCAAGGGUUGACCGAUCCGGAGGAGUUUGUGAUUGCCAAAGCAAUUCACGCCACCACGCUGCUGAUCGAGAUCGGACUGAUCCAAAAGCAGGGCACCAUCGAGUUCAUUGGCGAGUGCGCCUGUUACCUGAGCCACCCGAACCUCUGGAUACGUCACGAAGUCGUCGAGCUGAUAGCGACCGCCGCCCGCAUCUCGAGCUCGGUGGACGUGCAGUGCAAGGUGAAGCCAUCGAUAGCGAACCACUUAAAGUUUCCGCUCAUCGACAUCGAGGCCCCGGACCUGCUGCUCGAUGCGCUGGUACCUCCGGUCUCGCGCCCCAUCUACGAUGCCGUGCUGCGCGCCCCCGACAUCGGUCAGCUGAUGAGCGUGUUGCGAAACCGAAAAGCCGCCCGCUAUCAUCAGACCGGCCAUUCCGCCGUUGCGCCGGAUGCCGUCAUCGAAGUGCCCGUUGCGGUGAGAAACCUAUUCCGGCGGCUCGUAACCGACGGGCUGACGGCGGCAGUCGAAGCGCAGCUGCUCGCCAUGGAGACACAUCUGGUCAAGCUGCACCGCUACAAGCUGGCAGCGGAAACGCGGCUCGUGCCACCAUCGGGUUGCAUCGUGCUCGACUACUUCCCGGAUCUGAUGGAAGAGAUUUCGCUGGCGGGCGGUGAUGUCGCCCAAGACGUUGGGAAGGCUGUUGCUGCCGAAGCUGCUACGGCCGUCACACUGAAAGCCGGUGCUAGGCGACUGGUACGCAACAGCGAAUCCGAUAAUGGUCCCAACGGUUACCAUGUGCUGACCACGGUCGAAACGCAGCUGCUCGCCAUGGAGACACAUCUGGUGAAGCUGCACGGCUUCAAGCUGGCACCGGCAGCUCGACUCACGCCACCAUCCGGCUGCAUCGAACCCAACUGCUUCCUGGACGCCAUGGAUGAGAUAUCACCGACAGUGGGCAGUGAUGUCACACAGAGCGUUGGGAUUGUCCCUUCGAGAAACGGUGUUAAGCAACUGGUACGCAAAGGCCAGUCCGUCAAUAGUCACAAUGGGCAGCAUAUGCUGAUCGCUUCAUCGAAAGUUCGUUCGCCAAUCUCAUCAGCUCGUGAGGCUUCUGGAGCCGGGACCGGUGUUGGACCAGUGGCGGUUGGCAGCAGUGGUUCUGGUACCGCCGGUACGCACGCACCCACGAUUCCAACCUCGUCCUCAGCAAGACCAGUGGAGUACAGUAUGCCCGAGCGCACGACCAGCUGUACCGGUGUUGCUGGAAGUGGUACCAAUGGUGGUGAUGGUGGCGGUACCGGAACGGCGGCCCAAGACCGAGUGACCAGCUGUCGGCAGGAGCUGGACGCACUGGUAUCGAAGUUGCGUAACCGGUAUGCUACCUAUCAGCACCAUCGUGAAUGGCGCGAAUCGAAUGCGGUUACACCGCCCCUUCCAACGGGCUGGACGUUGGGCGGGAAACCCGUCGCACACCUGCAGGAGCACCAGGGAGCGGUCAGUCGGUUAGCGGCGCUAAAACCUCAUGCUGGGCCGCUCUUUGCUAGUGCCUCCAUCGACGGCACCGUGCGGCUAUGGGACUGCAACAAGCUGGACGGCCAACAGUCGGUCAACAAGUCACGCCAAUCGUACCACGCCCGCACCCCACUCCAUGCGGUGGCCGCCUGCGAUGCCGGCCAAUCGUUGGCGGUAGCCGGUAGGGAUGGUACGCUAUUGCUACUGAAAAUCGACACCAACUCGAGCAAAAUGGCACUGCAGCAGGCGCGCCACCUCGAGCCGGACGUGCGCCAGCUGAGCUGUCCGUUCUGCUGGCCAAAUGACUACGACGGCCCGGUGGUCGAGAUGGCACCACUCGAGACACACGGGGCGCAAAGCGUGAUCGUGUACGCUACCCUGUACGGCACGCUCGUCGGCUGGGAUAUCCGCACACCCGACCCGGCCUGGCAACUGCAGAGUGACCUGCGGAGCGGCGUCAUCACGACGUUCUGCAUUGACCCGACCAGCUCGUGGCUUACCGUGGGCACCAGCAGUGGGAGGCACAUCUGCUGGGACCUGCGCUUUCAGCUGCCCAUCGCCGAGAUCAAGCACCCGAACGAUGCCCGUGUCCGGCGAGUCUCGCACCAUCCGACGGAGUCAUCCUGGCUGGUGUCGGCGCUCCAGGGCAACAACGAGGUCAGCGUGUGGAACAUAGAAACUGGCCACCGGCAGCAAACGUUUUGGGCAAGCCCGAACCCGCCUCUUUCGCACAGCAGCGCAUCGACGCAGUGUGUUUGCGCGAUGGUGCAGGGGAUCGUCGACGAUCGGCCGUUUCUGCUGACCGGCGGCGCCGAUCAACGCAUCCGAUACUGGGACCCGUUGGAUAUUGACAAGUGCUCGCUGAUUGUGCCGUCGGCGAAGGACUAUGCACCGCUGAACAUACGUUACGAGUCGCGUCUGAUAGAUGGGACAAAGGUGAUUUCCGAAGAUAGUAGCGGCGUCGGCGGCGGGGCUGGUACCGGGGGAAAUGGCAGCACGGUCAACAGUACCAUCAAUAACGCCACCGCGAACGCGAACGCCGCGAUCAACACCGCUAACACCACCAGUAGCAGCAGUACGAACAAUAACACCACCAGCUUGGUGGCUGAAGCGAUUCCGGUUGGUAGCGGCGCCGGCAGCAGCAGCGGGGGCGGUGAACGAACCAUGCGGUCGGACAGCGGCCCAAACCGGACCGAAAGUGACGAUCCGCGAACCGGGCCGGACAUGCCAAGUAUAGGUCACAACGACGUCAUCAACGACAUGCUGAUGUGCCGCACUGCAAAGCAAACGUUCCUUGUGUCAGCGAGCCGUGACGGUGUAAUCAAGCUAUGGAAGUGAAAUAUGUGCCCCACCCCCCCCCCCCCCCCCCC